Planococcus citri (citrus mealybug) is the source of this 1809-nucleotide messenger RNA. Its product is annotated as cytochrome P450 4C1-like. The record is from RefSeq and is a predicted model, not a curated record. Bases 236 to 1732 code for a protein of 498 amino acids. NCBI's taxonomy places the organism in Eukaryota, Metazoa, Arthropoda, Insecta, Hemiptera, Pseudococcidae. The transcript has 12 exons. Gene Ontology annotation, molecular function: heme binding; monooxygenase activity; oxidoreductase activity, acting on paired donors, with incorporation or reduction of molecular oxygen.
AAUAAUAGGAUAUUUAUCUUCGUCUGAUUACACCUUUAUUAUAAUUUACAUCAUAACCUUGUGAAACUGAGAACCAUACGUGAAACUAGUUUCGUCUGUCUCACUGUCUGUAGCUAUAGAGCUACAUUACAUAUUAUGAUACCUACGUCUACUUAGAUUUCAUCAGUAUCGUUCUAGGAUUCACGUUGGUCGGUGAUCGAUUUAAUACCUCCAAUAAUCAAUGAAAUAAUUAACCAUGUGGUUGUUCGUUGUUGUGAUUUUUGUGUUAUUUUUAUACAUUUAUAAAAUAACUUCACCGUCUCGAAGAAUUUAUGAAUUCGCCGAAAAGAUCCCGGGUCCUAAAUAUUAUCCAAUUAUUGGUAGUACGAGGGUAUUUAAUCAGAAAAAAUCCAAUAUAGAAAUAGUCAAAGAAUUAUAUCAGGAGUACGGUCCAAUCUUUCGUAUUUGGAUAGCAAAUAAAGCCAUUUUUGUUCUCAGUGAUCCAGAUGAUAUUGAGGUUUUUUUGUCGAGUACAAAAUAUCUGGAUAAAUCAUUCUCAUAUCGACUGUUGGACUCGUGGCUAGGUGAUACGAAUUUGCUAACGAGUAAUGCGGAUAUUUGGCGAUCGCAUCGUAAAUUAUUGACACCAUCGUUUCAUUUCAAAAUUGUUGAAAAGGCUGUCCCUAUGAUGUUUAGAAAUGCCAAGAUUCUCUGCGAUAAGUUGGAAGCGGAAAUCGAUCAGUCUGCGUUGAAUGUUGAAAAAUACGUUGAGAAGUCCACUUUGGAUAUCAUUGGAGAAAUUGCCAUGGGAAUUAAAUUAAAUACACUUUCGUCUGUAAAUAACGAUUAUCUGGAUAGUAUUAAAGUGUUAUCUACGUCACUCCUGAAUCGUUUCUUGUCUCCUUGGCUGCAGUCUGAAAUUAUGUUCAAAAUUUCCAAAAGCGGACGCGACUAUUUCAGUAAUCUUAAAGUUAUCAAAGACCAAGGCCAGAAGGUAAUACAGGAAAGAAAAAAAUUAUUACAAGAAAAUCACAAAGUAUUCGAUGAAAAUGACGAGGAUGAUGAUGAUGGCAGAAAGAAACUCAAGCCAUUUUUAGAUUUUAUAUUAACUCAAGCAAAUUUCAACGACACUGAAAUCGAAAACGAAGUGCAAGCGUUUAUGUUCGCAGGCCAUGAUACAACUAAAUCUGCUAUAUCAUUUUGUCUCUAUUGUUUAGCAAGUCAUCCAGAAAUUCAAGAUAAGGCAGUAAAAGAAAUCCGAGAAACUUUAUUGAACGGAGCAGGAGAACCCACUUAUAACGAUUUCCUCAGCUUGAAAUAUGUAGAAAAUGUUAUCAAGGAAUCAAUGCGAUUAUAUUCUCCAGUGCCAUUCAUUUCAAGAAAGAUCGAUCAAGAUGUUCAAUUACCAAGUGGUUAUGUGCUCCCAGCUGGUUCCUAUGCUGAUAUCAGUAUAUUUUUAACUCAUCGUAACGAUAAGUAUUUUGAAGAACCGAAUAAAUUUAUACCUGAACGGUUCGAGGAAAGAGACAGCAAAAGGAAUCCGUACGCUUAUAUUCCGUUCAGCGCAGGACCACGAAAUUGCAUAGGUCAAAAAUUCGCCAUGUUGGAGAUGAGAAUCAUUAUAGCUAUGCUAUUGCUCAAAUAUCGAUUUAAAAUUGAUGAAAAUGCUGAUCCAGUUAUAAUUGAAAGCAGUUUAGUGUUAAGAACUAGAAAUAAGUUACCUGUCAAAAUCGAACGUCGAAAAAUUGAGUGAAAUUUAUGAAUAUUUUUCCUUUCAUUUUUAUUUUAUAUAAUUAAUUUUAAAUUUUUCUAUUAAAAUAUUUCGUAAGA